AUGGAAUCAAGUUUGACAUCAAGUUUCCUUAAAAUUGGUGAUACAGUAGCUUUAUAUGCUGAAGGUACCGUUUGUGGAUUUAUAAGUACACUUGGACUUGUUGAUGAUCGUUGUGUUGUUCAGCCUGAUGCUGGUGAUUUACAAAAACCACCAAAAAAAUUCCGAGAUUGUCUUUUUCGUGUAUGUUCAAGUCAUCGUUAUAGUGCUCAAGCUCAAUAUUGGAGUGCAUUAAAAAAUUCAAAUAAUACUCGAGAUAUAAAAAAAUUGCAAAUAGCUGCUGAUACAGAAAAACGUCAAAAUGAAGCUGAAAGUCGAAAACAAACUGGAACGAUUAUUAAAUAUGGUGAUACGGUUGUACAAUUACUUCAUAUUAAAAGUAAUAAAUAUAUAACUGUUAAUAAACGUUUACCAGCUAUUUUGGAAAAAAAUGCAAUGCGUGUAUCAUUGGAUGUUAGUGGAACAGAAGGUUCAUGGUUUCAAAUUGAACCUUAUUAUAAACUACGUGCCAAAGGAGAACGAGUUGUCGUCGGUGAUAAAGUUGUACUUAUGCCUUAUAGUGGUGGACAACCAUUACAUGUCAGCGAAUUAGAAUUACCUGAUAAUCCUGGUUCAAAAGAAGUCAAUUCUCAUCUUCAAACAAGUUGGAAAAUUGUUUUAUUUAUGUCAUGCCAUGAAGCAACAAAUGAAGUAUUAAAAAGUGGUGAUAUUGUACGUUUAUUUCAUGCUGAACAAGAAAAAUUUUUAACCUGUGAUAAUUAUCGAAAAAAAAGUGUUGUCUUUUUACGUGCAACAGGACGUGCAUCAGCAACAUCAGCAACAUCAUCAAAUGCUUUAUGGGAAAUCGAAGUUGUUCAACAAGAUCCAUGUCGUGGUGGUAUUGGUCAUUGGAGUUCACUAUUUCGUUUUAAACAUUUAGCUACAGGACAAUAUCUUGCUGCUGAAGUUGAUAAUGAUCAAACAUUUGAUGCAACACGACAAAAAUUACGUGGAACAUCAAGUACACCUGUAUUUGCACUUAUACCUAUUCCACAUGCAUAUGAUAUAUCAUCUUUAUUUGAACUUGAUGCAACAACAAUAACACGUAAUGACGAUCCUGUAUCAUGGAGUUCAUAUGUACGUUUACAACAUAUAUGUACAAAUACAUGGGUACAUUCAACAAAUAUUAAAUUAGAUCCUGAUGAUGAUAAUGUACGUUUUAAAAUUGGUUGUGCUUUAAUGAAAGAAGAUAGAGAAGCAUUUCAAAUAGGACAUGUUUCACCAAAUGAAGUACGAGAUUUAGAUUUUGCUAAUGAUGCUGCUCAAUAUUUGGAUACAAUUGUAUCAAAAUGGGACAAAUUUGGAAUUAUGAAUGUACAAGCUAAUGAAAGAAAGCAAGUGAUGUUAUUAUUAAGUGAUAUAAUUUAUUUUCUUGCUUGUCAAGAAAAUAAUGGAAGUGAUGCAUUUGAUGUUCAAAUCUUAAAACCAAAUCGUGAAAGACAAAAAUUAAUUCGUGAACAAAAUAUUCUCAAACAAUUAUUUCGAAUACUUCGAGUAUUAAAACCACGUUUAGAACUCGAACGAUCAAAUACAAAAUCAGUAAAAAGUUCAGAUUUUUCUCAUACAAAUUCUCCUACAAUGUUAAACAAUGAUCAAUAUAUUUCAUCAUCAUCACAACAACAAGAUGUUGAUGCACGUUAUUCAACAAUAACAUUUCAAAUGAAAACAAUUUGUCGUCUUUGUUAUCGAAUACUUAAACAUUGUCAACAAGAAUAUCGAAAAAAUCAAGUAAAAUUAUUUUCUUUUUCUUUUAAUCUUCUUAAAGAAACAAUUGCAAAAGAAUUUUCAUUUAUGCAAUCUCAAAUUGGUUAUGAUAUAUUAGCUGAAGAUACAAUAACAGCAUUAUUACAUAAUAAUAAAAAAUUAUUAGAAAAACAUAUAACAGAAAAAGAAAUUGAUACAUUUGUUAGAUUAUUAAGAGAAAAACGAGAUUGCAAAUUUCUUGAAUAUUUAUCAGAUUUAUGUGUAUCAAGUAAUCAAGCUAUAGCACGAAUACAAGAAAUGAUAUGUAAAUCAGUAUUAGAAAAAAAUUCUGAUAUUUUAAUACGAACAAAACUUGAACUAAGAGCAUGUGUUGAAGAUAUGGUUUUAGAUGAUAAUAUGAGUUCACCAAUUGGUUUGUCAAGUCAAAAUAUAUUACAAGAAGUUCGAUUAGCAUGGGAUGGAAAAUCAGAAUCUAUUGAAUACAUGGCUGGUGUUGUAAGAGAUCAAUCUUCACAUAAAAGACGAGAAGAAUUUAAAAAUAUUCUUGAAUAUUAUAGAGAUCAAUUAAAUUUAUUUGCUCAUAUGUGUUUCGAUCGACAAUAUUUAGCAAUUGAUAAUUUAUCAAUAGAAUUAACAAUUGAACUUAUUCUAACAUGUAUAAAAAGUGAAAAUCUUCCACCAGAUUUACGUGCAGCAUUUUGUCGUUUAAUGAUUCAUAUACAUGUUAAUCGUGAUCCACAAGAAGAAGUAACACGUAUAAAGUAUGCACGAUUAUGGAAUCAAGUUAAAUCAACAAUAUCUUUAAAUGAUUAUGAUCAAACAAUAAACAGUUCACUUGAAUCAUCAGAAAAAAGUGAAAAUCGAUUAAAAUUUGAAUCAACAAUGAAAUUUGUUGAAGAUUAUCUUAAUACAGUUGUUCAACAACCAAAUUCAUUUUCUGAUAGAGAACAAAAUAAAUUAACACAUGAAGUUGUUAAUUUAGCUCGUCGUUUAAUAUUCUUUGGUUUUUAUAGUUUUGAAGAUUUACUUAAAUUAACAAAAACUCUUCUUGGCAUAUUAGAUACAAGUAAAAUUAUAGCUAGAAAUAUAAUUAAUUCACAUUCAGAAAAAAUUCCAUCAAUCGUUAUAUCAAAUUCAAAAUCAUCAAAAUAUGACUCUACCAUAACUCCAAAUUUAUAUACUGCAACAGAUCCAACUGCAGAACAACCCAGUGAUGCAAUUGAUGAUUUAGCUUAUAAAACAAAAAUGAAUAUUAUUGCAAUUCUUGAGUUUAUUCUUGAUAUUCGACUUGAUUUUCGUAUUUCUCGUCUUAUUUCAAUUUUUAAACAAAAAUUUGAUCGUCUCGAAUCAAUAUCAAAUUUACUUGAAAUGCCCGAUAUUGAAUGUAUAUUUGAUUCCCUUGAACCAAAUCUUGAUUUAGAUGAUGCAAAAGGAAAAACAUUUCUUAAAGUUUUACUUAAUCUUGUUAUGCAUGAUUAUCAACCAUUAAUAUCACGUGCAUUAUCAUUACUUUUUCGACAUUUUAAUCAACGUAAAGAAACAUUACAACAUUUAAAUCAAGUACAAUUACUUGUUAGUGAAACCGAUAUUGAAAAUUAUAAACAAAUAAAACGAGAUUUAGAUCAAUUAAGAUUAUUUGUUGAAAAAUCAGAAUUAUGGGUUUAUAAAAAAGGAAAAGAUGGAGCAUUAACAACGGGAAAUGAAAUUGAGAUUAAUGUUGAUCAAGAAGAUAGAAAAGAUGAAGAAAUGGAAAUAAAGAUUCUUUGUCGAAUGAUGAAAUUAUGUGUUGUUGAAAAUAGUGAUGGUAAUUUAUAUGCACGUGAAGAUGAACAACGUUUAUUAAGAAAUAUGGGUGUACAUAUUGUAGUACUUGAUUUAUUAAAAAUUCCAUAUGAUAAAAUAGAAGAUACUCGAAUGAAUCAUAUAAUGAAAUUAGCUCAUAAGCUUUUACAAUAUUUUUGUUAUGCAAAUCCAACAAAUCAAACAACAUUAUAUGAUUUAUAUUUUAAUGAUUAUCCUCAAAUAUCUGAGGAACAAGAAGUAGAAACAUGUUGUUAUAUAUUUCUAAAUAAUAUUCAAUUAUGUAAAACAAUAAGUGAAAAACAUAUUCAACAUUUUGUUCAUUUAAUUGAAUUACAUGGACGAAAAGUUAUAUAUAUUAAAUUUCUUCAAACAAUUGUUAAAGCAGAAAAUCAAUAUAUUAAAAAUUGUCAAGAUUUAAUUAUGUCUGAAUUGGUUACUUCCGAUGAAGUAUUAAUGUUUUAUGAAAAAGGAAGUUUAACUGAUCUUAUUGAACGUAUGCAAUCGGAAAGUGAACGUUCAAAUCCAAAUUCAUCAUUAAAUUAUCAUAUUCAACUUGUUUAUUUAUUGGCAAUGUGUACUGAAGGAAAAAAUGCAUCAACAGAAAUUAAAUGUCAUUCAUUAAUUGGUCUUGAUGAUCUUGUUUCAAUAGUAACAAAUCCAUUUUGUCUUCCUGAAGUUAAAGAUGCUUAUAUUACAUUUUUAGAUCAUUGUUAUAUCGAUACUGAAGUCGAAAUGAAAGAAAUCUAUAAUAGUCAACAUAUUUACACAUUAAUUGAAAAAUCAUUUAGUCCAGAUAUUGAACAACUAAUAUCAAAUCCAGGCAACGACCCAUACUUAGAAAAAUAUGUUUUAAAUACAGUUAUGGAAUUAAUAUAUCAAUUUUUCAAUUCACCUUUUUUCGAACAAUCAUCUGCACCACAACAACGCAAUGCAACUUUUGUAGCACUUCAUAAUCAUUUGAUACGAUUAUUUAAUGUACCAUGGUUAACAACAGCACAACGUGAACGUGUUGAUCGAUGUAUACAUAUAAUAUCAUUAAUUGCUGACAGACGUGGUCUUCUUCAUUUUUUACGUUCAAAUCAAAGUUCAGCUUGCGAAACAGCACUACAGUCAUGUCGUACAAGUCGUAGUCUAACAGCUGAACGACAACAUGUUAAUGGUCAUUUAAAGGAAGAACAUAAUCAUUCACAAGAUAUCGAACAUAAACGUGUUAUUGAUGGUUUUGUGGCUUUUCUUUCUCAAGUUAGGGUCAAACUUAGUCCGUUAAUUCAAGCAGAAAUUAGUAUUCUUGUUGAUGUUAUUCGUGCACCUUAUGCUCUUUUUGCUGAAAAAAACGAAUGUCGAUUGAAAUUUCUCCUUGGAGCAUUCGUUCAUAAAUUAAUACAACAUGCUAAAUAUUUACUUAUACAAACAGAUGAAAAACUAUGUUUACGUAUAAUGCAUGCACUUAAAUCUAUGGUUAAAAGCAAUCAAGAGUUCGAAGUAGUGGGAUUAAAUUUAAGAUUAAAAUUACUUCGACUUUACUUUUCUGAUGAUCCACAAUAUUUAAAAUCUCUUCAUCAAACUUUGAAAGGUAUGUUAAAAUUGUUCAAUGAAGAAGAUAUUAUUGAACGAUUACGUUUAACACAAAAUGAAUUAAAUAAACAAGGCGCUAGUGAUCUCGUUGUUGAAUUAUUUAUAAGUCAAUCAUCAAUAAAUAUUCUUGAAGAAAGUAUUCAUUUAGCUAUUGCUUUACUUGAAGGUGGAAAUACUGAAGUUCAGAGAAGUAUUUAUCGUCGUUUACAUGAAUGUGAAAUAGCAUCAGAAAAAUUCUUUCAUGUUUUUUAUGAUAAAAUGUAUACGGCUCAAAAAAUAUUGAAAAGUAUGUCAUCAAUUACAAAUGAUAUUCCUGUAGACAAUGAUGAUUUUGAUGUUGUCGGAUUCACAUCAAAAUAUAAUCGUGCUUUAUCAAUACCAAGUUCAACAAUGAAUAAUCGACAAUUUUCAAACAUUUCAUCAAUGGAUGAGAAAGUUAAUAUAGAAUUAUCAUCGAAUGUUGCAUUUGAACCUCAAACGAAUAUUACGGAAAUAGAAACACCACAAGCAUUGGAAGCUAUAUCGAUUACUUAUCAAGCUUCACCUCAAUCAGAUCAAAAGAAAAAUUCAAUUGCGGAAACAAUUGACAUUUUUGAUUUUCAGCCUCAAAAUCGUCGUCAUAAACUAGUUUUUGAAAUUCGUAUAAUGCAACCAAUAUUACGAUUUUUACAAUUACUGUGCGAAAAUCAUAAUCCUGAAUUUCAGAAUUAUCUUCGUGUACAAAACAAACAUAAAACAAAUUAUAAUCUUGUUUGUGAAACAUUAAAAUUUCUUGAUGCUAUUUGUGGUUCACAAACAGGUUUACUUGGUUUAUUGGGUAAUUAUAUUAAUGAAGAUAAUGUUGAAUUAAUAAAUCAAGCAUUAAUUACAUUAACUGAAUAUUGUCAAGGACCAUGUCAUGAUAAUCAAGAUGCAAUUGUUAAUCAUGAAUCAAAUGGUAUCGAUAUAAUUAUUGCUAUUGUUUUAAAUGAUAUUACACCAUUAAAUCAAAAAAAUUAUGAUCUUGUACUUGAAUUAAAAGAUAAUGCAUCAAAAUUACUUUUAGCUGUAAUGGAAAGUCGUGAUGAUAGUACAAAUGCAGAACGUAUUCUUAGAAAUAUUACACCUGUUGCACAAUUACUUGAUGUUGGUUGUCAAAUCUAUGCCCGUGGUAAACAACAAGAUAUUGAAAGCAAAGAAAUUGAAAAUGAUGAAGUAUCACAUGAAGAAGAAGUAAAUGAUAAUGCCAAUAAUGUUGCACAAACUGUUGGUCAUAAUAUGUAUAUUCUUACAUAUCAACUUGCUCGUCAUAAUCGUGAACUUGAAGCUUUAAUGAAACUUCGAACAUUAAAUGAUGAAGCUUUAUCUUAUUAUCAUAAACAUACAGCUGAAAUUGAAAUUAUUCGACACGAUCGAUCAAUAGAACCAAUUGUUUUUCCUGUUCCACAAUUAUGUGAAUUUUUAACAAACGAAAAAAAACAAAAAGUUUUUUUAACAUGUGAACAAGAUGAACAAGGUUCUAAAGUAAAAGAUUUUUUUGAAAAAUUUUCUGAAAUAUUCGAAGAAAUGAAAUGGCAAAGAAAAUUAAGACAUCAACCAACAUUAUAUUGGUUUUCAUCACAAAUGUCAUUAUGGAGUGAUAUUUCAUUUAAUUUUGCUGUUUUAAUUAAUAUUCUUGUUGCUGUUUUUUAUCCAUUUAAUAAAGGUCUUAAGGAUCUUGAUUCUCGUGCUUCAGCAGCUAUCUGGAGUGCAUUAUUAAUUACUUUAGUUGCUAUUUUAAUAAGACCAAAUGCUACAUCAAUACGUAUGUUUUUUGUUGCGGGUAUUUUAAGAUCAAUUUAUUCUGUUGGUCUUGGACCAACAUUAUGGUUAAUGGGAGCAAUACAAGUAUUAAAUAAAGGAAUAUUUUUAGUUAGUUUUAUGGGAAAUAAUGGAACAUUUUCAAAAUCACGUUAUGAAAAUUUAACUAAUUUUCAACUUGUUUAUCAUGUUGGAUAUCUACUACUUUGUGUACUUGGAUUAUGUGCUCAUGAAUUUUUCUAUAGUUUACUAUUGCUUGAUGUUGUCUAUCGUGAAGAUACUUUGUGGAAUGUCAUUCAAUGUGUUGUACGCAAUGCUAAAUCCGUUAUAUUAACAGCUGUAUUUGCUGUAAUUAUUAUUUAUUUAUUUGCUAUAUGUGGUUAUUUAUUCAUCCAAGAUGAUUUUCUUAUGGAAGUACGAGAAAAACCACUUUCAAUAGAUGAUCAAACUGUAAACAUUACAUUGAAUAAUAAAACUGAGUUUUUAGAUUCAACAUUACUUCAAGUAACACAAUCAGUAACACGAAAUGGAAAAUCAAUAAUGUUAACAAUGACAUUAGCUCUUAUACUUAUAUAUCAUUUUUCUCUUUUGGGUUUUCUAUUUUUUCGUAAUGAUUUUUUAACAAAUAUUCAAUUAAGAAAAAAUUCUAUUCAAUAUCAACGUCCAAGUCAUUUACAUAAAACAACGAUUUUGACACCUUCAAUCAUUCCAGCGACUAAUGAAAAUAGAUUUUGUACAAAAGAUAAUUGUACUAAUGAUACAAUAACCGGUCAUAUUCGUAAUGUUACUCAGGCAUCAACUAUAUUAUCAGAAGAAGACGCAGCAAAUGGAGAACUUGAACGUGCUUGUGAUACAUUAUUUAUGUGUAUUGUAACAACACUCAAUAAAGGAUUAAGAAAUGGUGGUGGUAUUGGUGAUGUAUUAAGACAACCUUCUAGUCGUGAACCACUGUAUUUCUUUCGUGUUAUAUAUGAUAUGAUGUUCUUCUUUAUUGUUAUAAUUAUAACAUUAAAUUUAAUUUUUGGUGUUAUUAUUGAUAAUUUUGCUGAUUUGCGUACAGAAAAACAAAGAAAUGAUGAAAUACUUCGUAAUACAUGUUUUAUUUGUGCACUUGAUCGUAAAUCCUUUGAUAAUAAACAUGUAACAUUUGAAGAUCAUAUACGUAAAGUUCAUAAUAUGUGGAAUUAUGUUUAUUUUAUGGUUUUAAUUCAUGUUAAAGAUCCAACAGAAUAUACAGGUCCUGAAAGUUAUGUACAUGAAAUGAUCGAACAAAGAAAUCUUGAUUGGUUUCCACGUAUGCGAACAAGUAGUUUAGAUACUCAAGAAGAUAAAAAUAAAGAAGAACAAGAUAAUCGAAUAUUAAGAGUUCAAAUGGAAAAUGCCAAUGAAGCCAUAAAAACAUUAACAAUGGAAUUGGCUGAAUUACAAAAACUAGUAACAGAAUCUCGAGCACAAAAAAAUCGUAUAAAUUUUCUACCGAAUUCGUCAUUGCCAACGCCAUUAAAUCCAUGA
This is a messenger RNA of Rotaria sp. Silwood2, 8409 nucleotides long. NCBI's taxonomy places the organism in Eukaryota, Metazoa, Rotifera, Eurotatoria, Philodinida, Philodinidae. The record is from the annotation of a GenBank genome assembly.